CUGAAGUUGCUGGCUGGCAGCGCUGGAUAAAUCAAAGGACUUUGACUUUGGGAAGCCAAUGUUUUGGGGUUUCCUGCUUCCUCUCGGAUUGAUUCAAGUCUACAACGUGGUUCUGUUGGUCCUGGUCUCUCGGACCGACACUGCCUUCAAGAGGAUCAGGAAGUUCCUGAACAGUUUCUCUCUGGCCGUGUUACUCGGUCUGUCCUGGUCUCUGGGUUACUUGGUGCUGGUUACCACGGGAACCGCCCACCUGGCACUCAGCUACCUCUUCUGCAUCUCCACCACCACACAGGGGCUCCUUAUAUUUGUCCUGUUCACCGCCAUUAAGCCAAGCUUCAGAGGCCGUGUGGCGCGAUCUCUUCGGACGAUCCCGUCCGUCAACAUCCAACUCAAACAGUUUAAAUAUAAUUUGCAGAGAGACUUGCCCAGCUCCAACGAGUCCUACAGAGCCCGUAGAGACUAGAGAC
Molecule: messenger RNA, 467 nt
Organism: Etheostoma cragini (Arkansas darter)
Lineage: Eukaryota; Metazoa; Chordata; Actinopteri; Perciformes; Percidae
Product: adhesion G-protein coupled receptor G7-like
Exons: 3
Coding region: 59-463 (134 amino acids)
Source: RefSeq, a predicted model, not a curated record